CAUAUUUAAUUUGAUGAUCCUUAACUUUGUUGUCCAGUAUGCGACAUCAGCAGCACAGCAUAACUUCAGAGCAUUACGUAAACUUCAUGAAUGUAACACAAUGACGUCAUCUACAGCAUUAGCUAUUCCUUAACUGCACAAACCAUCUAACAAGAUUGUUUUCAGUUGACUAUGAAUUAUUGCAAUAGGAUUAUUCAUGCCAUUGUUCUGACCCCACAACGCCCCAAAUAUCGGCUUCAAAGAUUUCCGAUCAAUAGAGUAUGACCAGAGCAUCAGCACUAAAAAUUUUGGUUGAGCUAUUAGUCCAUAAUGUUUUUCGGAAAGCGUUUUAUAAAUUUAAAAGUGCUAUGGCUUCGUAGUGAACGUAAGACAGAAAACUGCCUCAAGGACGUUACAAAAAUGGUGGUGGUAGUGUGAAGAUAUGGAAAAUGGUAUCGCAUAAAAGUAAGACUAAUAUGGUUCGUAUUCAAAGGACUUUGACAGAAAAAGGUACUCUUACGAUUUUCUACCUGCACAUGCCUAAUCAAUUUUACCGCAUUCUAGAGUCAAAGUUUAAUUUGACAAUACAUAGUAACAUACGGAUUGUUUGACACUCCCAUUCUUGCAAAGCAACAACAACCUGUUUCUGCCAUAGUCAUCUAAAAGGCCAGAUUUAACCCCAAUUGAGCAGCAAUGGACGGACUGGAUAGGCAUGAUUUAUCAAAGAUAAUCGCAUCCUCAGACUCUGCUACAGCUGUCCAAAGUUUUACAUUUGGAGAGGGAGAGCAUUCCCAUGCAGUUUUUAUUACACACACUUGCUUCCAUAAGAUGCUGUUUUUGGCUAUCAUUUGUGUCUGUGGGGGGCAUACCAGAUAUUGAUCUUUAAUUAGCUUAAACUGUCUAGGAUUUUAAAACCCUUUUUUAAUUAUGACAUUCAGACAGUAUUUCUAUUGUAAACCACAUUUCUGUAUUAUCAAUACAUCAUUUUACUAAAUAACCUCUAUGUUCAAUGUGUCACUAAAAUUCUGAAGAGUAUAAUAUGUAUAAGCAACAGGGAAUGCAAUGUAAAGGCUGCAUAGGGACUCUUUAGUUUUCUGUGGAAGCUUUUUUUCUGGAACAUAUGUGGCAGUUAGCCAAUAUAAAUUACAAAAAACAUUUUUUUGUUUCUUAAGACUCCGGUGGAUUGUGAAAACAAAUAAAGUAACGUUCACUUAAAACCCGGGAACAAGACUGAAAGAUUAAUAAAACUUCCGAAGUUUAGGAUUUCAGCUGAACAGCAGCAUAAUAUACCGGUAUUGCCAUACAGUUCAAGAAUAUUCUGGGAGCACCCGAUCUGUGGAUACGUCCCCAUGAUCAGAGACAAACGGAAGUGGAUUUUCAGAGAGAUAAAAAAUCACUAUCAUCUUUUCAAAAACGAUAUUCAUGGAUAUAUUACGUAGAUUUGUGUCAAAUCUGCAGCCGAGAAAACCUUUACAACGCACAAACUCCCUGGAACAUUUUCACGAGGAGAAAAUAGUUCAUCCUAAGAAAAAUUUUAAUCGACCGCAUUCAUUAGACGAGAGUUCCAUUCACGGUACAAACUUCAGAAAAGAUAAAAACAAUUUCAGUCAGCAGGGAAGUGACUGGAAAAGGGGGAUUUUAGAAGAUGUUGCAAAACUAAUUCGACAAGGAAUUCGAGAAAAAGAUAGAAUAAAAAUAGAAAAAUCUUUGUUAGAUGCGACUGCAGAGGAAAUGAGAUGUAUUUGUAAGAAAUUCUGCACAGGGAAUCCUGAGAAAUGUUUGGCUAGCAGUGUCAUUAUAGAUAAAUUGAAAAGUACAAUUUUAAAAAGUAUCGAAAAUAAAAGUGAUAUUAUGCAUAUAUGGGUAGGUCGACAAAACCAAACAUCCCGAGGAAUUGAUACAGUAGUACUCGUGACAAGAACUUCAAAAUCAUUCAACCUAGGCGAUGAAAUAUGGGGACUUAAAAUAAUUGUGCGAUUAUUUGACACCUGUAGCGAUGAAGCAUCAUCAGUGUUGAUUCAUGAUAUAAAUGAUUCUAUCGGCUCUUUAAGUAUCAAACUUUCAGAUUUUGAAUUAAGUUCCCUUUUUAGCAAACAUAGCAAUAUAACAUUGAUAAAUACAUCUAAUGUAUGUUCCAUUGGUUACAACAGUAACGCAAGAAUAGAAAUGAUUCCUUCGAUAGUUAUCCAUUGCCACAUCAAAGGAGUGAUACCAACUGGAGAGGAUGCUUUUCCAAGGAGAAUCGGUGGUCAUCGAGUAGACGUCCGUGAAGCUGUGUGUCAUUUCGCGGUAAAUCCGGCUCGAAUAAGUGAAAGGAUUGGAACCGAAGGAACUGAAAGGACUGGGACUCUUGGUGGUUUUGUAACAUUGCAAAAUCCAGAGAGACAGGCCUUCCUUACGUGUGCACAUGUCGUUUUACCAGUUGAUGUGCUGAAGAAUGGUGAAACCUGUGUGUAUGCACGGAGGCGAGAGAUUAAUGUUGUGGAUAGAAACGGGAUGCAGUUUGGAAAAGUUCAUAAAGCUGAAUUCAAACAUGGACAAGCAAGCGAAGUUAGCAUAGAUGCUGCUUUAGUUGAAAUUACUGAUAAGUAUCGAUAUCCGUGUGAUGGAAACUUUGCACCAGUGUUCAGUUCCGAACAAAUAAUGGAGACAGGGUUUUCUGAAAACAAUAUGCCACAGUUUGAAAAUGGGGAAAUGGAACAAAUCAAGAAAUUUAAUUUUCGAAAACCAGUGUUAAAGAUUGGAGCCAAAAGUGGAUUAACAAUUGGUUCUCUGAAAAUUGGGAGGAGUAGUGCAAGAAUACAUGAUUACGAAGUAGAAGUAGGGAACAAUUUUUCUACAACGCUUUACAAGCAAAUGGAAGUUAUUCCUCAAUACGAUCUUUCUCAAACGUCUGAUUCAAGAGAACCGUUUUUAGAUUACGGAGAUUCUGGGUCGUUUGUUUAUUUUAUAUCGCAAGAAAACCCCGUAGUCCUCAAAUGUAUAGGAUUAGCCGUCGCGAAAACGUCCCAUGGAACUUGCUUGAUGACACCCAUAGACAAAGUAUUUGAAGCACUUGAUCUUCCAUUUAAUUGUUUGUCAAAAUUCGUUAAGAAAGAGACUCAAGGAGAAAGGGUUUCCGAUUUGUCAGCUAAACUCGAUUACAUUUUAAAGAAAAUGGCAACAAAAGACGACAUCCAAAAGAUUGAAGGGGAAAUAAGCACCUUGAAGGAGAAGUUCUCUGCUACAGAGUCUAACGUGAAGAUACUUUUAAAGAGAAAUGUGGAGGAAGCAACUCCUAAGGAAAAGUGAAUGUUGCUUUAGUUUUUGAAUAUAAUUUUGUUAACAUAAAUUAUACAGUUCCAUAUAAUGCAUUAUAAUUGCGUGCAUUUUUGAAACUGAUGAUCUUUUGCCACCAUAUGUGUAACUCUUUUAGGUGUGAUACAAAUGUCAUGUACCUAACAUAAAACAUUUCGUUUAAAUUUACCAUGCACAUUUACAAAUGCCCCUGCUAACUUUUGAAAUGAAGUUUUUGAAAA
This is a messenger RNA of Saccostrea cuccullata (small rock oyster), 3497 nucleotides long. RefSeq lists its product as uncharacterized. Bases 1402 to 3270 code for a protein of 622 amino acids. The record is from RefSeq and is a predicted model, not a curated record. The transcript is spliced from 5 exons. Lineage: Eukaryota; Metazoa; Mollusca; Bivalvia; Ostreida; Ostreidae.